Penicillium manginii is the source of this 2292-nucleotide messenger RNA. RefSeq names its product Zn(II)2Cys6 transcription factor domain-containing protein. The transcript is spliced from 3 exons. Gene Ontology annotation, molecular function: zinc ion binding; DNA-binding transcription factor activity, RNA polymerase II-specific. The record is from RefSeq and is a predicted model, not a curated record. Gene Ontology annotation, biological process: regulation of DNA-templated transcription. The coding region runs from base 1 to 2292 and encodes 763 amino acids. Lineage: Eukaryota; Fungi; Ascomycota; Eurotiomycetes; Eurotiales; Aspergillaceae.
AUGUCGAUUCAAGGGGUUGGCACCCCGUCGGAGCCGCAGCGUCGACAGAAUUCUAGCUGCGAUCCGUGCAGGCGCUCCAAACGCCGCUGCUUUUUCUCCUCUCAUUCUUUCACCGACACAAAUGCCUCGUGUGCCAAUUGCACACGGCUCGGGCAUACAUGUACAUUUGAUUUCGCCUCUUCCCGGUUGAACUCUCGAACAAAGAAACGACAACGCCAAGAUAGUUCAAGGCCCGACCAAACUCCAACCUAUAUCGAACAAAUUCCCUUUGAUGACUCGGUGGAUACGUCUCGAAGAUCCCCGAAUAGUACAUCGGAAUUCAUCUCUACAGAUACCCAAGAUGAUUUCGUUGCGUGGCUCAAUUUUGACAUCGAUGAUUACUUGGCAAGUGACUUGCACUCUACCAAUGCAGCCGAGCCAGUGUUGCCAGACCCGAAAAUCUCAUCUGAAUCACAAAACGAAAGAAAACCUUCUAUUCUACCAACGGGGUCACAAUCAUUACAGCGCCUCUCCUGUCUAGAAUUCCUACCUGGAAGUUCGCCCCGCAGCCCUAUUCAUUUGUUGAAUUCAAAAUUAGACGCUAGCAUCCUUGAUGAACGACUGAUCAGCAUAUACGAAGCGAUUCUAACUGGCUCUGCGGAGCGAUUCCUCGAUUGCGAUACUAAUCUAUACGCAACGGGAAUUCGUUACGAGAUAGAAAACGGCGGGCAUGAAAGUUCGAAUGAGCCAACACCAGCGACGUAUUCAUCCCCCUCAGAUAAGAAUGGAACGAGUUCUCCUUUGAAUCCCCUGAAUACGUCGGGGCAAUUGCAGACUAGGAUGAAACCAGACUUCUCUGGGGAGCAGACGCACAGAGAAGCCAGCAGCAUGACGAUUGUGGGAUGUGCAAGAUUCCUCGACCAUUUCGGGGAUCUUUAUGGAAACAGACUGAGUCAGGCUUCGAAAAAAAGGUCCGAUACAGCCCUUAGAGCUGCACUGCGAUUAUUCGCUCUACAGUGGCUACCUAGUACUGGGUCUGAAAUAGACCGUCGAACUUCUCCAAGGGAGGCCGCCAUUGCCAGACUUCAUGAUAAAAUGCCACUGCGGAGCUCUCCAUGUGAAUUUUAUACCGAUGCAUGGCAUCAGGCCCGUAUGGCCAUCGAUGAAGCACGGUCUGUUCGGUCUUUUCGGGCUGUGUUUGCAAGCUUUAUCUUCGACGGAACCGCCAUUCCAAUGAGCGCUCGCAAUAAUACAAGCGAGGCAUUGAUAGAACAUGAAUUCCUCAAUAUUGGUCUGCAGAAGCUACAUGAACUAGAUGAGCUUGUACAGAAUUAUUGCGCUGCCCUAGGACCAUUGUCUCAGUACGGUGCUCUUGCAGAAACCAGCCUCACUCUAGUGCGCUGGAGUGGAUACAUUCGUGACACCGGGGCUGCUUUGACAUCAGAUCACCAGUGUCGACUUCCCGAUCCUCUUCGUGAUAUGAAUACAUUUGAUCGUGACAACUCAGCCCCGCCAUCGUUUUUCUCCAAGAGUCCGAAAGAGUGCGACCGCGAAAUCCCUGGAAUAUGUCGAAUGAUGGCAGCGGAAGCUUUCUUUAUUUGGAGACGGAUUGCGGAUUUAAAGAACGAUCGUCGAUGUUCCUACAAUCAUCCCCGGAGUCUUGAUUCCGAAAUUCUUGAUUCAGUCAAUUCUGUGGAAAAUUUUAUUGAAACUUUCAAUAAAAAAGUCCGACCAUUCAUCGAACGAUGCAGAGCAAUGUUCUACAAUCUUUCUCUGCCAUCAAGGGUAUCCUGCGUCUCCCUUAUCGUGCCAUGGGAUAUGGGGGUCCUUGUUCUUGCAGAAUCUCUAAGAGCUGACAUCAAUGGUAUUAUCAACGAGUCUGGUCAGAACUUCGGUCAACCUAUACGAAGAUAUCAACGCGAAGCAGCUUUCUCGGUCGCACAAACAGCUAGACGGGUUCUUGAUUUACCUAUAGAAGAGGCAUUUAAUCUUCAGAACGGCCUUGCAUCUGAAGCCCCGAUUACCGCCUAUCAUGUUACCCCAAGGAUAAUGACAACGGCUAUCGAGAAAGCCGUGGUAUACUUUGCCCGACUCCAAGUUUCUAAGGUGGCUGGAAUUGGGAAUUUCAAAAAUAGGGCAGAUCCUAUCCCAGAUGAUCUCUGUCAUGAACAGAUUGAUUGUCUCAUGAAAGGCCUUCUAUCUCUGGAUGUAACUAUUGGAGGAUCUCAAGAAGCUGGCCAGGUUUUGAAGUCUUUAUUGCAUGAGUAUGGGGAUAUCGUAUCAGAAUGCUGGUCUAAUGAUUUCGAUACAUAG